Molecule: messenger RNA, 1170 nt
Organism: Camelus dromedarius (Arabian camel)
Lineage: Eukaryota; Metazoa; Chordata; Mammalia; Artiodactyla; Camelidae
Gene: GUK1
Product: guanylate kinase 1
Exons: 9
Coding region: 203-886 (227 amino acids)
Biological process (GO): purine nucleotide metabolic process
Cellular component (GO): cytosol
Molecular function (GO): GMP kinase activity
Source: RefSeq, a predicted model, not a curated record
GUAGGUCCCCGCGGGCGGUGGAGGCGGCCCCUCAUGCUGCGGCGCCCGCUGGCCGGGCUGGCGGCAGCCGCCCUGGGCCGGGUAUCCUCGGACGUCCUCCAAAUGUAGGAGGAAUUUCUUCUGGCACGGGAAGCUCCAGACAGCUUGUAAAACCCCUGCAGCCUGAGGACUUCAUGCUGGAUGCCAUUGUGGACCCUGCAGGAUGCUGAGGGGCAGAGAGGGGAAGCAGCCUGACACCCUCCCCAAGGUGGACCACACAGCAGAGCCGAAAACCCCAGGAGAUCAAGGGAUGUCAGGACCAAGGCCUGUUGUCCUGAGCGGACCCUCGGGGGCUGGGAAGAGCACCCUACUGAAGAGACUACUGCAGGAACAUGGCAGCAUCUUCGGCUUCAGCGUGUCUCACACCACGAGGAACCCGAGGCCAGGAGAGGAGAACGGCAAAGAUUACUACUUUGUGACCAGGGAGGUGAUGCAGCGGGACAUUGCUGCUGGAGACUUCAUCGAGCAUGCCGAGUUUUCAGGGAACUUGUAUGGGACCAGCAAAGCGGCCGUGCGGGCCGUCCAGGCCAUGAACCGCAUCUGCGUGCUGGACGUGGAUCUGCAGGGCGUGCGCAACAUUAAGAAGACUGAUCUGCAGCCAAUCUACAUCUGUGUGCAGCCACCCUCGCUGGAUGUCUUGGAGCAGCGGCUGCGGCAGCGGAACACAGAGACGGAGGAGAGCCUGGCCAAGCGCUUAGCUGCCGCCCGGGCUGACAUGGAGAGCAGCAAGGAGCCCGGCCUGUUUGACCUGAUCAUCGUCAACGACAAUCUGGACAAGGCCUACUGGGCCCUGAAGGAGGCGCUCUCCGAGGAAAUAAAGAAGGCUCAAGCAGCUGGUCACCCCUGAGAAGGCCCACCGGCUACGUCCUCCCAGUGGGGGCCUAGGGCCUGACACCCACCCUCAGUGGGUCAGGGUCUCCCAGCAGUGGCUCUGCUCACCUCAGCUGCCACCCAGGGGUCGGGGUGCUGCUCUUCUUCCCUCACCCCUCCACUGCAGCAGGAGGACCUUCUCUCUCACUCCUACCCCCCAUGCCCAUUUCUAGGCUCCCUCCCUGCCCUGCCCCGCUCCAUCACCACCCUCCCUCCUAUGGACGCUGGGCCAACAUCCAAAUAAAGAACUGCUGGAUUAGA